AUGACUACAAUCCAUUCUGCACAAGAAGAAUUGCUAGACCACAUUCCAAUUAAGGAAGAGAUCGUGAAUAAAUACCGCACUCAGAUCAUCCUUACAAAUAACAAAACAAUAGAGCUAGAAAUCAUUCACAAUAAGCGAAUAAUUUACAUAGCUGAAUAUGACUUUGAGAACCUAGGGGAGAUUUUCAGGAAAUACAUUAAAAAAGGCACCACGGGAAUCUAUUCGGAAAUUGCGGACACGAAAUGUAACAUUGUCCAAGAAAAACUGAGACAAAUGUUCUCCAACAAUAGCACCAUCAAAUUUAUCAGAUGUUCUCACAGAGCACAAGACAUUCUUACGGAAACAGAAGCUGUAAAACAAAUAUCAUUUUAUCAUGUGAGGGAAAGCCUCCAUUCGGGUAUUCAGGAGACAUUUCAUAGUCUAAAGAACAAAAUUUAUUAUCCUAAACUACUGGAUAUUAUCCAUGUCGUAAUCAAUCAAUGCGACGUAUGUCAACAAGUCAAAUAUGACAGAAAACCAAUCAAGCCUAAAUUCGAAUUUUCAGAAACCACGAGCGAUAUAAAUCAGAUCAUCCAAGUAGAUAUAUAUUUCAUUAUGAAACAUACUUUCAUGACUGUCAUAGACAGAUUUUCUAAAUUUGGAACGGCAUACUAUUUAAAUGACAGGAACCAUAUAACAAUAAUAGAAAAACUGGAAGAUCACUUCGCCAAAAUAGGCAAACCAAGCAAAAUUGUUGCUGGAAACGAAUUAAAUGCAGUUCAAGUGAAAGAAUUUCUUGAAUCCGAUCUCCAUAUAACAAAACCACAUAGUCACACAGGCAUCGCUGAACAAGCUGUCAGAAAUUAUAAUGAUCGUUACCACUCUACGAUAAAACAUACGCCAAAUGAAGUUCAGAGACAUCAAGUUGAUUUUGAAAAAAUCAGAGAAAAUUUGGACAAUACGAAGAAAAAAAUCAUAACUAAGUUAAACGAAAAGAGAGAAAACUACGAGGAAACACGAACAACAGGCUUCAUAAAAAACUACAAGGCCGUGAGACAUAAAGAAAGAGCCAAAUAUCGAAAGGCAAAAUUACACAAUGUACAUCUGUCAAACAUUAAAAGGCCGCCUAAAUUUAUGGACAUUUCUGAGGAAAAGGAAGAUGAUUUAUCAGAAAAUAUUUUGGAGUUUACUGAAGAGCAGGAAUCCAAAAUAAAUUCGGCACUAAAUGACAUAUCUCAAGAUAAAGUCCUUAUUUCAAAAUUCCAUUUAAAUAUAACUAGACGUGAUAUUACCACAUUGUCAGAAGGAAAAUGGCUCAAUGACAAUAUUAUAAAUUUUUAUGUGAACUUAAUAACAGAAAGGAGUAGUCAAGAAAAUCCAGAAGACACCCCAAAAGUUUACGCAUCCAAUACGUUUUUCAUGACUCGACUUUUACAGAUGGGAUAUAAACCAGUGAGAAGAUGGACAAGGAAGAUAGACAUUUUCUCCUACGACAUAAUUUUAAUACCGAUGCAUGUAAACCAGGUACAUUGGUCCUUAGCAGUAAUCGACUUUAAAAAUAAAAGCAUUAAAUAUUAUGAUUCAAUGGGUGAACCAAUCCCAGAAAUUUUAAACGCUUUGGAAAAAUAUCUAAAUGACGAAUCUAUAGAAAAACGUAACAAACCUUUAGACACACCUUUCAUAAAACAAACUAUAUCUGAUGCUCCACAGCAAGAUAACAGCAAUGAUUGCGGAGUUUUCACCUGUUUAUUCGCAGAAAAUAUAGCUAAGAAUAAGGACAUAACCUUAUCUCAGACAAACAUCCCAUAUCUUAGAAAGAAAAUUUUGUUAGAGAUACUUGAGGGAAAACUAAUGUCUUGA
Hermetia illucens (black soldier fly) is the source of this 1839-nucleotide messenger RNA. RefSeq names its product ubiquitin-like-specific protease 1. Gene Ontology annotation, biological process: protein desumoylation. Gene Ontology annotation, cellular component: nucleus. Lineage: Eukaryota; Metazoa; Arthropoda; Insecta; Diptera; Stratiomyidae. The transcript has 2 exons. The record is from RefSeq and is a predicted model, not a curated record. Gene Ontology annotation, molecular function: deSUMOylase activity; nucleic acid binding. The coding region runs from base 1 to 1839 and encodes 612 amino acids.